Messenger RNA from Anolis sagrei ordinatus, 1480 nucleotides. RefSeq names its product acetyl-CoA acetyltransferase 2 (gene ACAT2). Gene Ontology annotation, biological process: fatty acid beta-oxidation. Gene Ontology annotation, molecular function: acetyl-CoA C-acetyltransferase activity. Gene Ontology annotation, cellular component: mitochondrion. Lineage: Eukaryota; Metazoa; Chordata; Lepidosauria; Squamata; Anolidae. The record is from RefSeq and is a predicted model, not a curated record.
CAGCCAAUGGGAACGCGCGGCCCUGGUUUACAGAUAGAACGGAGCUUGCUCUGCAGGAACAGCUUGCUCGCUGCCACAGGAGCCAGGAUGAGCGCCGCCGCCGCCGCCGCCGCCGCCGCCGGGGAGGCAGUCGUGUUCGUGGCUGCAGUCAGGACUCCCGUGGGAUCCUUCAAUGGGGCCUUGUCCACUUUGCAUGCCCAUGAGUUGGCUUCUGUAGUUAUUAAGGAAUCCUUGCAGAGGGCAAACAUUAAUCCCAGCGAAGUGUCCGAGGUUAUAUUUGGACAAGUCUUGGCUGCAGGUGCUGGUCAGAAUCCGGUUCGACAGGCAAGUGUCGCUGCAGGGAUUCCAUAUGAGGUUCCAGCCUGGACAUGCCAAAUGAUCUGUGGUUCAGGCCUAAAGGCAGUGUGCCUUGGGGCCCAAUCCAUUAUGAUAGGAGACUCCAGCAUUGUUGUGGCUGGAGGCAUGGAAAACAUGAGCAAGGCACCACAUCUCAUUCACAUGCGUGCCGGUGUAAAGAUGGGGGAAACCUCUUUGCAAGAUAGCAUAAUCCAUGAUGGUUUGACGGAUGCCUUUUAUCGUUACCAUAUGGGCAUAACUGCUGAAAAUGUGGCCAAACAGUGGAAUGUCAGUCGAGAGGAACAAGACCAACUGGCUGUGAAGUCACAGAACAGAGCUGAACAUGCGCAGAAGGCUGGCUAUUUCGAUAAAGAAAUGAUACCUAUUUCUGUGCCUUCCAGGAAAGGUCCUAUAGAGGUUAAAGCAGAUGAGCAUCCUCGCCAUGGUAGCAACUUGGAAGCAGUUAGAAAGCUGAAGCCAUCAUUUGUGACUGAUGGGACAGGAACUGUAACUGCAGGCAAUGCGUCAGGUAUAAAUGAUGGUGCUGCAACUGUAAUUCUUAUGAAGAAAGCAGAAGCUGUUAAACGAGGCUUGUCUCCCUUGGCACAGAUUGUCUCCUGGGCACAAGCUGGGGUAGAUCCUUCUGUAAUGGGGAUUGGACCUGUCCCAGCCAUUAAAAAAGCUCUUGAAAAAGCAGGUUGGACAGUGGACGACGUAGAUUUGUAUGAAAUCAAUGAAGCCUUUUCUUCCGUCAGUCUUGGAAUAAUAAAGGACCUGAAAUUGAACCCAGAGAAGGUUAAUAUCCAAGGUGGAGCUGUUGCCCUUGGCCAUCCUCUUGGAGCAUCAGGUUGUCGAAUCCUUGUUACACUUUUAUAUGCGCUUGAACGAACAGGUGGCAAACGGGGUGUUGCUGCAUUAUGUAUAGGAGGGGGAAUGGGUAUAGCUAUGUGUAUUGAAAGAUAGGGAGGGACUAUUUCUGUAUGAAUUUGUAGCAUUUAUUGCUUUUAGUAAUAAAAACGGAGGACAUUUAAAAAAUUUGGAUGUUAUAAGAAUUAUGGUCGUACUGAAUUUUGCCUGAAUUGCAACCUUUUUUUAAGAGCAAUGUGGACCUCGUCACAAUAAAAUGUCUUUUCAAUUUCUUUAA